AUGCCUGGUCAUAUAAUUAAAAAUGACCUAACCGAUGGUCUUGAUAUAACCAAAGAGAAAAAGAAUGAGGAAAAUGCUACAAAUAUUGAAAAAAAUGAGUUUUUGUCAAAUUUGAAAAGUUUUGACUUCAAAACAGCUGCCCUUCAUUCUUUAAAAAAUUACGAUAAUGAAUUUAUUCACCUUGAAUCUACUGUUGUAGUUGAAGAAGCAACUCGAAAUCAAUCAUUGUGUGAUUCUUGGUAUCAGAUUCACCUUGAAAUGAGAAUUACUGAAGUUAAUGUGUUUUGUGAUUUUAUGGUGUGGACACCUAGUGAGUUUAUAGUUUUACAUAUUGAAUCUGACUACAAUUUAAAUGAUAACUUUUUGACUCAAAACGUCACAAAACCAACCUUUAAUUCAGGGACACUGUCAGAAGGCAAAACCUUAGAUUUGAUUUUAACCGAUGCACCAGAGCGUAUUUCGAUCAUAGGCUAUAAUCCUCCGUUAAGCAAUUUAAAUAAUGCACAUAAGGUAUUGUAUUGGAAUUACAUCUUAAAAAAACCAACAACAUCAAAAUCUUCUUUUGGGAAAUCAAAGUUGACCGGAAAUUAUCCAAAAAAAAACCAACAACAUCAAAAUCUUCCUUUGGGAAAAUCAAAGUUGACCGGAAAUUAUCAAGAAAUGAACAAUUCAUUCCAUAGUAUAAGAUGGUCACGUAUUUUCUCUAAUAAAAACGUUGAUGAAUCCUACAAAAUUUUUGUAAAUAAAUAUCAAGAAUUAUCUGACUGUUAUAUACCUAAAAAAGUGUAUAAACACAUAGCUUUAAAACCAUAUAUUGACAAACAAAUUAAGACUGAAAUCAGACAUAAAACAACCUUAUGGAACAAAUUAAUAUCAAAUAAAUCCAAAUCACCCAUUUUGGUUCAGCAAUACAAAAUACAAAGAGGAAUAGCUUCAAUGUCUAAUGAAUAUAAUAACAUUGUAACAAAUAGAGAAUCUAUAGCAAAUAUUUUAAACAAUAGUUUCAAUUCAGUUUGUGUUAACGAAGAUAAACAUAACAUACCAAAUAUACCGCAGAAGACUGAAAUUAUUCUAGAAGUAGAUGUUUACAAAGCUAUCGGAGUAGAUGGGAUAAGCCCAUAUGUUUUAAAUAAAUGUCAUAGUACUCUCUGUGAACCAUUACAUUUAAUAUAUAUAAAAUCGUUGACUGAGAAAAAAUUACCUGAACUCUGGAAAUUAGCAAAUAUAACACCAAUUUUUAAAAAAGGUUAUACGAACAUUGCAUCUAAUUACAGGCCAAUCUCAUUGACUUCUAUCCCGUGUGAAGUUUUGGAAUCACUCAUUAGAGAUGAAAUUAUGGAUUAUCUAAUAAAUAACAGCUUAUUAAAUGAAAAUCAGCAUGGGUUCAGAAAAAAUAAAAGCUGCACAACAAACCUAUUGGAAACUCUUGAUAUCAUAACAGAUGUACUAGAAAAUUGCCACUCAGUUGAUAUGUUGUAUCUAGACUUUGAAAAGGCUUUUGAUAAAGUACCACACUCGCGUUUGAUCACUAAACUUCAAUCAUAUGGUAUUGUAAGAAAUUAUCUGGGAUGGAUAGAGAACUUUUUAACUAACAGAAAACAGAGAGUGGUCCUUGGCGACACUGUCUCAUAUUGGCUACCAGUUAUUAGUGGUGUACCACAGGGGUCAGUUUUAGGACCACUGCUGUUUUUGAUUUUUAUUAAUGAUUUGCCAGAUCAAGUCAAAAACCCUAUUAAACUUUACGCUAAUGAUAGUAAAAUAAUAAAUGUUAUAAAAAAUCCUAAUGAUUCAAUAAGCCUUCAAAAUGAUAUAAAUAAUAUAAUGGCAUGGUCAUCUAUUUGGCUCACAAAAUUUAAUUAUGAAAAAUCUGAACGUGAUUUGGGUAUAAUGGUUCAACCUGAUUUAAAAUAG
This is a messenger RNA of Hydra vulgaris (swiftwater hydra), 1911 nucleotides long. NCBI's taxonomy places the organism in Eukaryota, Metazoa, Cnidaria, Hydrozoa, Anthoathecata, Hydridae. The record is from RefSeq and is a predicted model, not a curated record.